AUGGAAGUGACUGAUGAAAAUUUAGCCACAUUAGCAAAUUACUUACAGCAAACUCUUAACCCAGACCCCAAUAUUAGAAGACCGGCUGAGAAGUUUCUGGAAGGUGUAGAAGUGAAUCAAAAUUAUGCUAUUCUACUUUUACAUCUCAUUGACAAAAAUUCAGCUGAUCCAACAAUAAGAGUUGCUGCAUCCGUCACCUUCAAAAAUUAUAUUAAAAGAAACUGGCCUGUGGAAGAGGAUGGAGUCGAUCGCAUACAUGCAGCAGAUAGAGCAACAAUAAAAACUCUCAUAGUGAAUCUUAUGUUGAAAUCACCAGAAAGUGUACAAAGACAAUUCAGUGAUGCUGUUUCUAUAAUUGGAAAAUCUGAUUUUCCAGAGAAGUGGCCCGGUUUGAUCUCAGAAAUGGUUGAAAAGUUUUCUACAGGUGAUUUCCAUGUAAUAAAUGGUGUGUUAAGGACAGCUCAUUCCUUGUUCAAGAGGUACCGUUAUGAAUUCAAAUCACAGAAACUCUGGGAAGAAAUUAAGCAUGUGCUAGAAAACUUUGCUAAGCCAUUGACUGAUCUUUUUGUGGCAACCAUAGACCUAACAAACAAACAUGCAGGAAAUCCUCAAGCCCUAAAAGUCAUAUAUGGAUCAUUAGUUCUCAUUUGCAAAGUGUUUUAUUCACUCAAUUAUCAAGAUCUACCGGAGUUCUUUGAGGAUAACAUGCCAAUAUGGAUGCCAAAUUUUCUUAGUUUGUUACAAGCUAAAGUGCCAUGUAUGGAAACGAAUGAUGAUGAUGAGAAACCCGGUGUAAUGGAACAGCUGAGGACUGAAAUAUGUGAGUGCGCAGCGCUGUAUGCACUCAAGUAUGAAGAGGAGUUUGGUCCACACGCAGCUUCCUUUGUAACAGCUGUAUGGAAUGUUCUCCUUAGUACUGGACCUAAGCCGAAAUAUGAUGCGUUAGUGUCAAACGCUUUAACGUUCCUAGCAAAAGUGGCAGAGAAGAACACAUACAAAAAUCUGUUCGAAGACCCGGCCACACUUAGCAGUAUAUGUGAAAAAGUUGUCAUACCUAACAUGGAGUUUAGAGAAUCAGACAUGGAACUUUUUGAAGACAAUCCAGAAGAAUAUGUCAGAAGAGAUAUAGAAGGGUCAGAUGUGGACACUAGGAGAAGGGCUUCGUGCGACAUCGUGAGGACCCUCGCUUUGCAUUUCGAAGACAAGAUGAUGAGUAUCUUUGGACAGUAUGUGGAGAUGAUGCUGAACAAGUACGCAGAGAGUGGUGGUUCAGCGUGGGUUGGGAAGGACACGGCGUUGUUCCUAGUGACGUCGUUGGCGUCGCGCGGCGCCACGCAGGCGGCCGGCGUCACCAAGGCGUCCCCGCUCGUUGACCUUGCCUCCUUUGCGGCCAACCACGUGCUGCCCGAGCUGCAGAGACCUAAUGUGAAUGAGCUUCCAGUGUUAAAAGCAGACGCCAUCAAGUAUAUAAUGACAUUCCGAUCUCUAUUGCCCAAUGACUUAAUAACAACAGUGCUGCCACUUUUGAUCGAGCACAUCCGCGGGCGCGGCGUGGUGCGCACUUACAGCGCGUGCUGCGUGGAGAAGCUGAUCGCGGGCGGCAUGGUGGCGCGCGCCGCGCUGCAGCCGCACGCGCCCGCGCUGCUGGCCGCGCUGCUGGCCGCGCUGCCGGCCGCGCACGACCACGACGCAGACCACAACGAGUACGUCAUGAAGGCGAUACUGCGCACGCUGGCGUGCCUGCGCGAGGCGGCGCUGCCGUACGUGGGCGAGGCGCUGCCCAAGCUGGCCGCCAUGCUGGCGCAGGUCGCCAAGAACCCUUGCAAGCCACACUUCAAUCACUAUCUGUUCGAGACUCUCUCAUUGGCUGUGCAGUUAGUAGUAAAGUCCAACCCAAGCGCAAUCACGGCGUUUGAAGACGCGCUGUUCCCGAUCUUCCAGGAUAUUUUACAAAAUGACAUACAAGAGUUCAUGCCGUACGUGUUCCAAAUGCUGUCGCUCCUGCUGGAGCUGCGCGGGUCGUCGGGCGCGGGCGGGGGCGCGGGCGCGGGGGCGGAGGCCUACGCCGCGCUGCUGCCGUGCCUGGUGGCGCCGCCGCUGUGGGAGCGCGCCGCCAACGUGCGCCCGCUCGUGCGCCUGCUGUGCGCCUACGUGCUGCACUGCUCCGACCUCGUGCUCGCCUCCGGGAAGCUGAAUGCAAUGCUAGGAGUGUUCCAGAAGUUAAUAGCAUCAAAAACCAACGACCACGAAGGCUUCUACCUCAUACAAACGAUGCUUCUCAAAUUUGGCGAAUCAGUAAUGCAGCAGUACACGAAGCAAAUCAUAACACUGCUGUUCCAGCGGUUGUCCUCGUCCAAGACGACCAAGUACGUGCGCGGUCUGAUCGCCUUCCUAGGUUUCUACACGGCGCACUUCGGCGCAGACCCCCUCAUAGAUCUCGUCGACUCUGUUCAGGCUAACAUGUUCAGUAUGUACGUGUCGCGCGUGCUGGUGCCGGACGUGCAGCGCGUGAGCGGCGCGCUGGAGCGCAAGGCGGCGGCCGUGGGCUGCGUGCGCCUGCUGUGCCACAGCGAGCGCUUCCGCGACGGCCCGCUCGCGGCGCUCUGGCCCGCCGUGCUGCAGGCGUUGAUAGGUCUGUUCGAGCUGCCGCCGGACGAGAGCACGCUGCCGGAGGACCACUUCGUGGAGGUAGACGACGCGCCCGGCUACCAGCCGCAGUACGCGCAGCUGGCGUGCGCGCGCGCCGCCGCCGGGGACCCACUCGCCAGUAUAGAAGACCCGAAGCGCUACCUGGCGGAGAGCCUCGGGUCGAUGUCCCGUGCCGCGCCGGGCCUGCUGCCGCCGCGCCUCGCCGCGCUCGACGCGCCGCACCGCGCCGCGCUCGCGCAGUACCUCGCCGCCUACAGCGUGCAGCUCUGC
Brenthis ino (lesser marbled fritillary) is the source of this 2919-nucleotide messenger RNA. The record is from the annotation of a GenBank genome assembly. Lineage: Eukaryota; Metazoa; Arthropoda; Insecta; Lepidoptera; Nymphalidae.